This is a messenger RNA of Cornus florida, 1014 nucleotides long. RefSeq lists its product as uncharacterized. The record is from RefSeq and is a predicted model, not a curated record. The transcript has 2 exons. Lineage: Eukaryota; Viridiplantae; Streptophyta; Magnoliopsida; Cornales; Cornaceae. The coding region runs from base 281 to 847 and encodes 188 amino acids.
CAUGCAUCUAUCAUAUGCAUUAUAUUGUGUUCUUCCUCACCCUUUGACCCCUCCCUCUUUUACAUCUAUGCCCUCGCCGGCCUUCCUAUUUACCACGUUUGACCACCCUGUCUAUGAUAGCUGCCGGAAAUCGGGAAUCUGAGAGCCCAUUCUCAACUCCAGCUCUCGGCUUCCCUCGUCUCAGGUUCUUCCGUUACCGCCGAUUGAGGUAAUCAUAUACGUAAUUCAUCUAUAUAUACACAUAUAUAUCGAUCAUAUAUAUAUACAAACGCAUAAUCAGAUGUCGACUUCGAAAAAUCAUCGGAGAGGACGAGAGGAGAGCCGGAAGUCGAGGCUUGGGGAGAAAUCGUCGUCGUUUCACGGACGGAGUCUAGGAACUGUGGGGGAGAAGCUUCUGCGGCCGAGGACGGUGCCGGAUUUGCUAGCCGGUGGGAGUUUUGCCGGUGUAUCGCUGGACGGACGGCCGAAGCUGACGAAGUUGCUCCUGAAUGUGACGGUACAGAGGAGCCUCGGGGCCGUACAGGUGUUGAUGGCGCCUGAAUCGACGGUUGGUGAUUUGAUAGCGGCGGCUCUGCGGCAGUACGGCAAGGAAGGCAGACGGCCGACCUUGGCGGGCCAUCCAUCUGGCUUCGACCUCCAUUACUCGCAGUUUAGCUUAGAAAGUUUGGAUAGAGAGGAGAAACUAAUAACGUUGGGAUCCAGAAACUUGUACAUAUGCCCUAAAACCUCUGCCACCGAAAGUGGCGGCGGCGGCGGUGGUGUAGCGUCCUCAUCAUGUUCAAAAGAAGCUGAGGAAGGUACAAAGAUUGGUGUUCCGUGGCUCAAGUUCAUGAACUUCUUGCUGUGAACGACCCUAGUUAUUGUCUUUUUAUUUUUACCGUCUGGCUAUUCCUCUCUAUAUUUUUUUUAUUAUUAUUUAUAUUUAUUAAUAAGUGUAGAAAUAGCUAGGUUUGGAAAAGUUGUACAAAUCUAUAUUAAUCUAGGAAUAUAUAUAUUCAUGUCUUUCGGUUUGGA